UCACGCUUCUUAUACUCAAACCUCAAAAACCACAAGGCAGAAAUAAAAAGCCACAACACUUCUCGUUUUUUUUCUUAACAUUAGUCCAAAGUGAUGCAACAAAUGGGUGCACCAAAGAUUGUUCUCCUUUCACUCUUUGUAUUGGUUUUUGUAUCCUCAUAUGUGUCUUGUACUGAAUUUGAAGCUGGAGGAGAAAACGGAUGGGUCAUACCACAAUCUAGUGACGAUGAAAAUAUGUUUAACCAGUGGGCUUCCAAGAACCGGUUUAAAGUUGGCGACACCAUCCGUUUCAAGUACAAGAAAGACUCUGUUUUGGUGGUAUCAGAAGAAGAGUACAAGAAAUGCCAGACGACCAAACCGAAAUUAUACUCAAACCACGAUGAUACGGUUUUCAAAUUGGACCGGCCAGGUUUGUUCUACUUCAUAAGCGGCGUCGCAGGCCAUUGUGAAAAGGGUCAGAAAAUGAUCAUCAAAGUCAUGGAGGUCGAAUCUCCGCCGCAAUCUCCUCCACCUUCUUCCUCUCUGGAGGCUUCCACUCACAAGACCAAGAAAAACCACGCCUUAAGAAAAACAACUCGGUUCAUUGAUACCGGUUUAGUGACAGUUUCGAUUCUGUCUUUGACGGUUUUUGGUCUAGUGUAGUUGCCUCGGUUACAGAAUGGAAAACCAUAUGACUCGGUUAUGGCGGUCUAGCCGUGGAUUUAUUUAGUUCGGUUUUGGUUAUUGUGGUUCGUUUAUUAAGGGUUUUCAUUUCAUUUUGAG
Messenger RNA from Thlaspi arvense, 762 nucleotides. The record is from the annotation of a GenBank genome assembly. NCBI's taxonomy places the organism in Eukaryota, Viridiplantae, Streptophyta, Magnoliopsida, Brassicales, Brassicaceae.